AUGGCCGAGUUACGCACCAGCCAGCGAGUGCCACUGCGCUGUACAGAAUGCGCGCAACGCCGCAUCAAAUGUGAUAAGAAAAUCCCUUGCCGCAGAUGCAUCGCUAACCGCUGCGCCCACCUCUGCGUCCGCGAAGUUGUUCGGGUGAGAGGUAAACCGACUGUUCCUUCAGCGCGCGCGCCGAUAGAAGAUGCCAAUGCCUCGCUAGCUCGGCAGAACUCGAGGUUACAGGAGCGGGUGGCUGAGCUCGAGCUCGCUCUAACGUUGAGCUUGCGGGGCCGAGCCGGAGCGCAACGAUUCAGCGUCGGUAACGGCUCGCCCAGCAAUGACAGGCCAAUGCCGACUGCUGGGCAUCAGGCUACUGCCUUUGAGGAGGUUGGAGCCAUCCUAGAUGAGUGGAAUCUCGGCCGGCUGAAGCAGGAGAAAUUGGGAAAGCCAACUUCGGAAAAUGACUUGCACUUCCUUGUCGAGACCCUUAAAUCCGUCCCAGAUAGCUCGACGAGCACCCGAAUCGUCGAGUUCUCCUUGCAGAUGUUGGGAUGGAUCCACUAA
Messenger RNA from Penicillium cinerascens, 552 nucleotides. RefSeq names its product Zn(II)2Cys6 transcription factor domain-containing protein. The coding region runs from base 1 to 552 and encodes 183 amino acids. Gene Ontology annotation, cellular component: nucleus. The transcript is spliced from 2 exons. The record is from RefSeq and is a predicted model, not a curated record. Gene Ontology annotation, biological process: regulation of DNA-templated transcription. Gene Ontology annotation, molecular function: DNA-binding transcription factor activity, RNA polymerase II-specific; zinc ion binding. NCBI's taxonomy places the organism in Eukaryota, Fungi, Ascomycota, Eurotiomycetes, Eurotiales, Aspergillaceae.